AAUAAACAAUUCAAAACAAAUUUAAACUGUCAGAUAAAUAUUUCGUUAAUCUAUGGAUUAAUUCAUUCAUGAUCAUGAUUCAUUAUAAUAGUAAUCUGUGGUACUACUAUCGGUAAUUACUUUUGGAGGGUAUCCGAAAUCAUUAUUUGUUUUCAUUUAAACUUUUAAUCAGUCAGGAAUAAAUUAAUACAGCUUCCAUAUUCAACGUUUUGUUGCCUACCAUGUCUUCUCUGCACAGAGAAAUAUAUUCAGACUUGAAGGAUUUUAUUCAAACAAUAGAAAAUCCACAAGCCCUAGAAGAAUUGAAAAAAAAAUAUGAAAGUGAUAUAAAGUCUAAUAGAACAUACGAUCGAAUUAAAUCAUUUUCUGAUCUUGUAAGGGUUCUAGAAAAGAGAAACGUUCUUAAUGAAAACAACAUAGAUAAAUUGAGAAAUAUUGGAGAAUUUUUGAAUUAUCCACAUCUUCACAAAAGAAGUGUAACAGUUCCUAUUUCUGGUAUUACCCCAAUUACUCAUAGUAGUAAUAGGUACUCAAGAUCUUCAAGAAUUGAAUGUGAUGAAAGAGUGAAAAACAAAGUUUAUGAAACCAUUGCAUCCAAAUUAGGAAGGAACUGGCAACAGUUUGGACGAUACCUUCGAGUACCUGAAAGCCAAAUUGAUGACUUAGCGUACCAACCAAUCAAAGAUAGUGUAUACCAUAUUCUGAAUUUUCACGAAGAAAAUUGUGAUCCAAGAACUUGGAAAACAGAAUUACUGGGCGCGUUAGCUGAAUGUCGAAGGAAAGAUCUUCAGGAAGACGUCCAAUUUUUUUUUGAUAGGUAUCUAGCUAGGUAGCUAAUUUUUAUAUUUUAGCCAAUAUUAUGAUUUAUAAAAUUUUACUUACAUCAAUGAUCCUGGAAUAAUAUUUUGAUUUAUUAUUUCCAAUAAUUUUUUGUCCAUGGCCUUGUUUAUUGAAUCAUGAAUUAAGUUAAAAGUUAAAUAAGAUUUCAAUAUGUGGUUGAUCACAAUACACAGUGAAUACAUGAGAUAUACCUUCACUUGCGCCAAUUAUUCACAAUUCAAAUUAAAUUCUUAUGUAUUUUAGGAGUUACCGUUAAUUUCUAAAGAUGAUAAUUUUGUUGUCAAAAUGGCCAUAAACAUAAAAAGUGUUUGUAGGCAAGAGUGUGAUUGCUUCAAUCUUAAAUAUGAUUCGAGUCCAUUUUAAUUUUGAAAUAUUUCUUAUUGCCACUUUGAAAUAUAUUUCAUAAAGUUGGCUAUUUACUCUGGGAUAUAACGUCCAGGAAUAAAUAUAACAUUCAAGAUCAGUCUUUUUAAUGGGAGAUAUUAUAUCCUGAAAAUGCAUUAAAUUUCGAGAUUUUAUUCAAAUUUUUCUUAAUAUUGUUGAAGAGUUGAAGGAAUGGCAUUUUAUGAUCAUAUUGCUCUUACAGACAUAUCACAAGAGUUGACAUUUUUUUUGCAAUGAAUUCUCAUUUUAACACAUAUUUUUAAAUUGGAGAAAAAUUUAUUUUUAUUGGUUGAACAUGUAAAUUUAUUUCAAAUUUUUUAUAUUUGUGAUAUUCAAAAUAAAAAAGUUUUAUGAAUCAUACUAUCAUGUGUGAAAUAUAUAUUUAGAGUUAUUCUAUUAAAAAUUGAAAUUUUACGGUUGACGAAAAGCUGAGCAAUAAAAAGUUACUCUAAACAAAGUCAACCUUAAUUUUGUUAUUUAUUUUUAUAAUAUAUGAAAUUUUUUCUUACAUUCAUUAUAAAAUAAAAAAAAAAUAUAUAAUAUAAAUCAA
Molecule: messenger RNA, 1774 nt
Organism: Harmonia axyridis
Lineage: Eukaryota; Metazoa; Arthropoda; Insecta; Coleoptera; Coccinellidae
Exons: 2
Coding region: 222-833 (203 amino acids)
Biological process (GO): signal transduction
Molecular function (GO): protein binding
Source: RefSeq, a predicted model, not a curated record